AUGUUCUUCUUCUUCGUGUGCGGCGAGCACACAUUCCGAAAGGAAGUCUCUGAAUAUCAGGGCAUGAUAUUCCAAUGUCACCACUGUGGUAACAUGGCAGCACAUGUCCAGAAGAGUAACCCAUGGUUCACAUUCUGUUGGAUUCCGAUCAUUCCUUUGUCCAUCUCUGGCUACGUCGAUGUCGCAUGCCGUAUCUGUAACUUCCAUCAACCUCUCGUGAACCGACCCGAUGUCAAGGCCGUGACAAGUGGUGGAGGAGGAGGAGGACCUCCCCCACAACAAUACGCACCUCCUCACGGCGGACCUCAAGGACAGGCACCUAUGCGAUAUGGUUAA
Molecule: messenger RNA, 336 nt
Organism: Fusarium mangiferae
Lineage: Eukaryota; Fungi; Ascomycota; Sordariomycetes; Hypocreales; Nectriaceae
Exons: 2
Coding region: 1-336 (111 amino acids)
Source: RefSeq, a predicted model, not a curated record